AAGAGAGCAGCUUCUCCCAUAAGAUUUGAUGCCCUUGUGCCCUGCUCUCCGAUAAGAUUUUGAUGCACGGUACACUGCAUCUUUAAAUAUGGAAGCAAACAAACCGACCUUCAAAAGACAAAAAACAAGCCGCAAAACCAGGACAUUUUAAGGUAGGAAACUUGAAACGAGUGUUGCCAUAAAUACAGUCCAUUAGGAGUAGCAUAGCAUGGGAUAUGGAGCAGCGUUUGAUCUUCUCUCGCAAGACGAUCUCUUAUUGUCAUCGCUGUUCGACGAAAGCGAAGACCAUCGGCAUCAGAAGACGGUGACUCCUCAAGUAUCGGACCCUGAGUAUGCCCAGGAGCUGCAGUUUCAGGAGGUUUUAGAACUCUCCUGUGUGAUGAGCAUGAAUCCUGCAAAAAGAGAUACUGGGUCUUCUAGUUCUUCAGUGGUCGUGACUGAGGCGAACCUUAACCCAGGUCAAGUGAAAAUCAUAGACCCGGUUGAGAUGGGUGUUCGAGAAGAUGGUGGUGAGUCGUCAGAGAGCUUCUGUGAGAUUUGUGCAGAGAGAAAAGAGGCCGAUGAGAUGUUCAGGAUCAGGACCGCGUGUUCUCACGCCUUUUGCUCUCUCUGCAUAAGCAGGCAUGUGGAGACCAAAGUCCUGGACAACGUGACCACCAUCAAAUGCCCAGGAUUGGAGUGUGAGGGUGUCCUAGAAAUUGAUUCCUGCAGGCAAAUCCUCCCUGAGAAUGUUCUCUCCGUGUGGGAGAAAUCGCUGUGCGAGGCGAUGUUUCACGAGUUGGAGAAGUUCUAUUGCCCUUUCAAGAACUGCUCGGCCCUUCUGAUCAAGGACUGUGAUGAUGGGAAGGUGAUUAGGGAGUGCGAGUGCCCAUAUUGCCAUAGGCUGUUCUGUGCCGAGUGUUCCGUGCCGUGGCACGCCGGCGUGUCGUGUGAGGAGUUUCAGUCGCUGAAUGAGGAUGAGAGAGGGAGGGAGGAUCUCAUUGUGAGGGAGCUUGCGAAGGAGAAGAAAUGGGGGAGAUGCCCCAAAUGCAAAUUUUACGUGGAGAGGACUCAGGGUUGUCCUCACAUCACUUGCAGGUGCCAGUUUCAGUUUUGCUAUGGAUGUGGAUCAGAAUGGACUCAAUCUCAUGGUGGUUGCGCAAGAAACUAAGGAGCAAAAGGCAUGGAAUAGAAGGCCUAACCAUGUAGUGUGAUCAAUUGCAUUUGAAUUUAUGGUUGAUUAGAACUUAUGGUACAGAAGAGAAACAACAUGAUCAAGGUUUUUGGUGAAGCUCCAUAUAGUAUAUGGGUUGCACCUACUCUGCGCUUUUUCUUUUGGUAUGCUUUCUUCAAGUUUGAGCUUCCGGUUAUCUGAUGAUAUUUUUUUUUAGGAAUAUCACUGAACGAUCAUUCGAUACAACUCACAGUGACAAAUGUUGAUCAAUUUAUCAGCAGAUAUGUCUAAUCCAAACGGUUCUAGUUUGCUUUCCCACUUCAACCUUGUGGCUUGUUUGAAUUUUUCCUUAUUUUCAACAAAAGUGACUGUGCCUUGUGCUUUUUAUGAGUUUA
Molecule: messenger RNA, 1548 nt
Organism: Eucalyptus grandis
Lineage: Eukaryota; Viridiplantae; Streptophyta; Magnoliopsida; Myrtales; Myrtaceae
Product: probable E3 ubiquitin-protein ligase RNF217
Exons: 2
Coding region: 209-1150 (313 amino acids)
Biological process (GO): ubiquitin-dependent protein catabolic process; protein polyubiquitination; positive regulation of proteasomal ubiquitin-dependent protein catabolic process
Cellular component (GO): ubiquitin ligase complex; cytoplasm
Molecular function (GO): ubiquitin protein ligase activity; zinc ion binding; ubiquitin conjugating enzyme binding
Source: RefSeq, a predicted model, not a curated record